Messenger RNA from Hydractinia symbiolongicarpus, 3624 nucleotides. RefSeq lists its product as uncharacterized. Lineage: Eukaryota; Metazoa; Cnidaria; Hydrozoa; Anthoathecata; Hydractiniidae. The record is from RefSeq and is a predicted model, not a curated record. The coding region runs from base 351 to 3551 and encodes 1066 amino acids. The transcript has 30 exons.
AAGUAAUGUACCAAAGUCACACCUAACUUUACAUCAGUUAAUAUUAGUAGUUAAACUGUUCGAUAAUACUAUAACUCUAUUUGGGCAGGGAGUUGGCUCCUGGACCCUCUCUUUCGAUAUUUCUAAGGCUUGCGUCAUGUUAAAAAAAACAAGUCUAUGAAUCUAUAUUCUUUUGAAAAAUCUAGCCUGUUCGCAUGAUUUUUGAUUAAUUAUGCAUGACAUGUAUUUGAUAUAAGGACCAGCCUCAAUAGGUUUAACAUGCAGGGAUAAUAUUUUUAAAUAACGUUAUUUUAGAUAAUUUAAAAAAAUCAAAACCAUUAAAAUAAUAAAACAGAAAUUGUAAGUUCGAGAUGGCAGUAAAUUUAGUAAACAAAUUGAUAAAGGUGGACAAUAACUUAGAAGAAGAUAAGAAACUUCUUCAAGAAUUAUACGAUACUUUGCAGGAUGUCAGUCAAGGUGUCAACAAUGUGCCAUGUUCUGAUGAUAAAGAGAAGACACCGGUAGUUGUGAAAAAUCUUGUGUCCCAUUCGCACAGUAAAGAUGAUGUAGAAGCAUGUUUUCUUGGCGAAUUUAGAAGAUUGUCAUUAUCAAUUCCAAAAACAAACAUUAGUGAUUUUCUUGUUGAUAAGGACACUGUGUGCCAGUUUGUUUGUAUUGUUUUCGAGAGACAUUAUGGCUGGACUGAAAAGUGUUCAACUGGUGAUAAUUUAACAGAUCAAAUAGGAAACACAACAAGUUGCAGAAAUGAAUUAAAUGUGUUAUACGAGAAAUGGAUAGUUUGGCUUGAAAAUCACGACUACUUAUCGUAUUAUUUGCUCAGUGGUUACAAAUAUGCUUUUGAAUCCUGUCGUACUUUGGCCAUUGUACGAAAACAAAUAGUGUUCAGUCUUUUUCGUUGGUUUAAAAAUCUUUCUGGAAAAUAUCUAAUAUUACCAGAUAAAUGUUUUAAAGUAUUAAAGGGUGUUGUUUUACAUGGUUUGACAGAUGUGUGGUCAGCUAUUCGAAAGGAUACUGCAUCCAGAUUAGGCUUAGUAUUGGAGUUUUUGUCAGAAGAACAGCUAGAAGAUCUGUUUUUGUCACUUAUACAGAUCUGUGAAAAUGAAAAAGGUUCAUGGCAAAGAACAGAGACAUGGCAGGCAACAGAAGGGGCAAUUAGAGGCAUUGAUAGAAUGCUUACAAGUUGUAAGUAUAUUGCAACGUCAAGUGUACGUAAGGAUGACAGAACAUCAUCACCUUCAGUUUUAAUAAAGAUUGGUCGAAAUAAUUUUCCAUCUUUGCCACAAUACGUAAAAGAAAAUAUGGAAAAAGUUUUGUUCAAAUUGUUCGCCCAUCCACAGUUUAGUAUACGGGAGGUUGCUGGAAAGGCCUUUUCAACAUUCCUUAAUAAAUCUGAGUUUUCUUAUCUUGUUGAAUCGUUUGAGAAAAUUGUGCAGCAUCUUGGUAUACAGAACAAGGAGAACUUAGUUUUUCUGGAUGCUUGUGAAGCAGAAGGUUUUAUGAAUGCAGUUUUGUUUCUUAUAAAGAGCAUCCCGCUUACUCACUUGAUACAUAAUUGGCAGAGAUACUGGUCUGUCUUCACACACUAUCUUAUUCACCCUGCAUCUACUGUUAGACAAACUGCAAGCAGCGUGUUUAAAUAUCUAGUUUCUAAAGAUCUUACUUCACUGUAUCAGAUGAAACUUGUUUUGCAAGGACUAUGUUCAGAGUGGAAGACUGAUAUCGAAGCCUUAAAAGGACAAAUCAGUUCUCGCCAUCAAAAACAGUCUGAAGGCAAAGGUGUUUUUGACCAUACGAAAACGAAUGACUUAACUUUGUGUUGGGAAUGGCGUGAAGGACGAUUGUUGGCAUACGAAUUAAUUAUGAAGUUUCUCAUAACUAAUUAUUUAUAUUUUUCCUUGACUUCCACUUCCCAUCACAUACAUCAUAAAAAGAACAACAGUUUAAAUAAUUCCAUAACUGAGGGUCAAUUUAGAUUAGAUUCUCUAAAGAAUUCAAUUGCACAACCAACUCGUGUAGAUUUGGCGAGAAAAACCUUGACAAAAUCAUUCACCAUUUCAAGAUUAGGAGCUGUAGAUAGUGAUUUUGCAACCAACAUCAACAAUGCAAUAAAUUCGACAACUACAAAUGAUUCUCUUCUUGAAAUCGCAAGAUCAGAAAAGAUCGAAAAGGUGAAGUUUUUAAACACAGCUGUACCAACAUUAAAACUGACACCAUUACCAACUUUUUCUACUGGAUGCGAAACAAUGAAAGCAGCAGAACAGAGCGCUGAGCAACAUAUUUCAAUCUGGUUAUCACAACAAGAAUACUGCUCAUACUACAACUUACUUAAACAGACUUUGAUACAAACCAUUGAAUGUCUUCAUGAUUCUCGUUGGGAAUUAAGAAGAAUGUCAAGACAGCUACUUCCAAAUAUCUGCGAAGUCAUCCGGCUGUAUAACUACCAGUUAUUGGAAGAUCUCUACGUGGAAGCCACACAGUUUCCUGGCUCUGAGCUGUACUAUGGGUCUUGCUUUUGUUUGUUGAACUCCAUAAAAAGUUACGUCAAAUUGAAUAAGAUGACAAGCGACAAAUUUUUACCUGCCAAGAGUGUUGACAAACGUCGAUCAAAUGCGGAAGAUAUGAUAUCGCAGAUUGAGAAAAACAUGGCUACCUACGUUUUAUCUGUAUCCAAACACAUCACUCAUUCUUGCGAAACAUCCAACAUGUCUGUUGUGAUACUCGUGCUGUACAAAAUAACAUUUAAAAAAGAGGAGUGUGUGUUUGACAAAAUAAUAUGUGACUAUCUUCACGAACUAUCCAAUUCCAUCAAAGACGAUUCUAGCCCUACCUACAGUAAAUCAUCCUCAAAGCACCUGUUGGAUUUAUUGUGUGAGACACAAAUCUAUCUUUUAGAAUACUGCGAUAGUUCAACAGUUCAAUUUACGAGUUAUCUUUUACCGGUGUUCUUGCAAGCUGUUCAUUUAUCACAAACAAAUUCACUGGAUGUACAUGUGAUGUUGGCAUGUUGUGAGAACAUUCUGCGCAAGACAUUGCGCAUUACUAACGAAGAUGCCAGAUCUCACUCGCUUCAACUGGAAUCAUCUUGUCAAGAAAUUUGUCAGAUAUUAGAGAACACAGAGCUAGAAGUACAAUACCUUCGUCAAGUGUUUAAUAUCACCUUUGCUUUGCAAUCUACUAUGGCGAAUGAAUUUCCGCUUUCCACGAUUGCAAAAUCUCUUAAUUUAAAACUAGCGAAGAUCGGUAGCUGCAAACGUUCCAGUGAAAAUUUUGUUUCACAAAAAAUGGACUCGAAAUCAAAUGCUCAAAUCCCUGACGAUCUUCUUUCAUAUUCUACUGCAAGCUUCGACUCUAUACGGAUGUCUGACGGAAGCUCGUCCGAUGGUAACAGCGAUAAGGAGCAUGGAGACGAGGUUGACGAAGGUUCAGAUUGGGACUGGAGUAGUGGAGAUGAAGACAAUAAGGAUGAAUCUUCACUGUUUGAAAUAUACUCUUCAUUUCUCGAAGAGCUGAAUGACAAUACACCAAGACAGGACAGUUAUACAUCAAGCUGAAAUCUUUUUCUUUUUGAAAGUUUUAUGAAUAUAAAGAUUGUAAAUAAUACAGAAGAAAAAAGUAAUAUAUUAA